CCGCUGUAAAAUCCCCGAUAAACGCACACCUAUGACCACCUCACAUCAUUCCAUAUUAAUACGCCACUGAAAAGGAAAAGUGAAUGUUAUGUUCGCCCUCAUGUUGCCUAGCAACACUGUUAAUCGAACUACCUUGCGUCGCGGAAGAAUGCUUUAUUAUCUGUUCAACCAGAAUUAAUCUUCCAAUUCAGCUUCACAAAUCACAGUUUAUCCUGCUGAGCUGAAGCGCACAUACAAUUUUACAUCUUUUAAAAUACAUGAAAGACGGUUCAUGGUAGAAACUGGUUAAAAUGGAAACUACUCUACAGAUUGAUGAAAAGAGAAGUGCAAACAGGCUACUCUCCACAGCAGUGAUUUGUCUGAGCCAUGGAUGUGUUUUCCUGGAGAAAUCAGUUGUGUUUGACAUGGCUACUGCUGUGGUUGACACCAGAGUGCCUCACCAGGCCGGAUCCACGCAUACGUGAAGAUCUGAUAAAGUUGGAGAUGAGAAGAGAGAUAGGAGGAAGUUUGGAGCUAAAUGAGAAAGAACAGCUUCUUGAUGCAAAGAUUUAUAAACUGAAGUUGGAGGAAAUGGCAGCACCGGAGUUCCCCCCUGCCCUGCACUUCUUUAAAGCAAAACAUCUGAUUGAAGCAAGUCCGAUCUUCAGUCUGCUGCAGAAGAUGCCCAAGGGUGCUGCCCUGCAUGUGCACGAUUUUGCCAUGGUGGGAGUUGAAUGGCUGGUGAAGAACGUGACCUACAGGGAGAACUGCUAUGUUUGCUUUACUGAUGAGCACUCAGUCCGGUUUGUAUUUUCCUCUGUACAACCUAAAGCCGAACCUUCCUGCUCCUCAUGGAUGCUGCUUAAAACCCUGAGAGAGAAGCUUAAUGCCACUGAGCUUGACAACAGAUUUAUCCAGAAUCUUACAUUGUUUACUGAGGACCCUGACAAAUCCUACCCCAACCAGGAUGUUGUCUGGAAAAGGUUCGAACAAGCAUUCUUGGUGGCGUACGGUCUGGUUACAUACGCUCCAGUCUUUAAAGACUAUCUGUAUGAAGGCCUGAGGCAGUUCUACAUGGACAACGUGAUGUACAUUGAAAUUCGGUGUCUUCUGCCGCAGACGUAUGAGCUGGAUGGUAAGAGGAACAGUAAGGACUGGAGCAUCAGAGCUGUCCAGGAGGUGCUGCAACAUUUUAGGGCUCAAUACCCAGGCUUCUUAGGGGCACGAGUCAUCUACACCGUCCACAGGGCCUUGAAUUCAACACAAGUUGUAAAAGCUGUGGAGGAAGCCAUGACGCUGCAGAGAAACUUCCCGGAUAUUGUGGCAGGUUUUGACCUUGUGGGUCGAGAGGACAGUGGUCAUUCUCUGUGGGACUUUAAAGAGGCUUUGGAAUUGCCAGAAAAGCAGGGUGUCGAUCUUCCCUUCUUCUUCCAUGCAGGAGAAACUAAUUCAGAGGGCACAGAAGUUGACCAGAAUGUAAUGGACGCUCUGCUGUUUAACACCUCUCGUAUUGGUCACGGCUUCGCAUUGGCACGUCACCCUGUUGUUAAAGAGCUCGCCAGAAAGAUGGAUGUAGCGGUGGAGGUUUGCCCAAUUUCAAACCAGGUCCUGAAACUGGUUGCAGACCUACGAAACCAUCCAGCAGCUGAUAUGAUGGCAGAGGGCCAUCCCAUGGUGAUCAGCUCGGACGACCCAGCUCUGUUUGGUGCAGCCGGACUUUCAUAUGAUUUUUACCAGGCUUUCAUGGGCUUCGGAGGAAUGAAAUCAAAUUUAGCCACCCUAAAAGAGCUUGUCCUGAAUUCUCUCAGAUACAGCUCUUUGUCUUCUGCGAUGAAGGAAAAAGCCAUUGCAGCUUUAAUAGUGAAGUGGGACAAGUUUGUAUCAGAAAACGUGCUGUAGACCUGCUGGAGAUUCCUAAUCAGCUUCGGUAGCUGAAGCCUUACACACAGACUAGGAAAAAAAUCCAAGUGCACUUCACUGGCAGUCAGUCCAGCUGUUUUACUAUUUAUUAUAAUGAUGAGUUUACUGAAUACUGGAUGGUUGUUAAUGAACAUUUUAAAUAAUUAUUUAUAGUGCAAUGAGGAGUGUACAGUCUACUUCACAAAGAUCUGAUGUGGCUGCAGGUUAUCAGUCAGUCAGGCAGGAGCUUUAUAUCAUACAUCUGAUAAUUUUCUGAUAAAAUACCAACUAAUUAAACAGUAGCUCAUGCUUGGUUGGUAUAAAAAGGUGUGACCAGACCAGUUAAUCUAAGAACCCUUGCUGUUGGGAAAUUGAGGCUCUAGACAGAAACAGAUCCACAAAGGUUUGUGUUUCC
Messenger RNA from Trichomycterus rosablanca, 2293 nucleotides. RefSeq names its product adenosine deaminase 2a (gene ada2a). Gene Ontology annotation, molecular function: adenosine deaminase activity. NCBI's taxonomy places the organism in Eukaryota, Metazoa, Chordata, Actinopteri, Siluriformes, Trichomycteridae. The transcript has 12 exons. Gene Ontology annotation, biological process: inosine biosynthetic process; adenosine catabolic process. The coding region runs from base 367 to 1878 and encodes 503 amino acids. The record is from RefSeq and is a predicted model, not a curated record.